Molecule: messenger RNA, 3506 nt
Organism: Ostrea edulis (European flat oyster)
Lineage: Eukaryota; Metazoa; Mollusca; Bivalvia; Ostreida; Ostreidae
Exons: 24
Coding region: 100-2982 (960 amino acids)
Biological process (GO): calcium ion transmembrane transport
Molecular function (GO): ligand-gated calcium channel activity
Source: RefSeq, a predicted model, not a curated record
UGUGGUGUUAAGACUGUUGAAAUGCUGACAAGAAAUUCUUCAUCAUUUAGAGAAUCAGCUGAAAACUGGAGGCGACACAGCUAAGAUUACAAACCGAAAAUGUACCAGCUUUUUGAUGACUAUGGCAUCAUAAACAAUGGAGAUGUAAUCAAUGGUUUUACUGUUCAAAGUGUUAAAUACAGUCACAACCAUCUUUGUCAACUUGGUGACCUGUACAAAGGCAAUAACCAUCUUUCUUUCGUCUGUGGAGCAGUUACUGAAAUAAAAGAAUAUCUUAUCAGGGGAGGAAACAAUGAGACCUUCAACAACAACAACAACAACCGUGGACUCAUUCUUAGUUUUGCUGAUGAUUGUGAUAUGGAACCCGAAUCUUCGCUCUCAAAAUGUUUUGAAAUUGCAUUUGAAAAAGUUCUGUUGUCAACAAACUCGAUGGUUGUAACCAAUGGUUUUUCGUCAUAUAAUGGGCCAAAGUGGAGCAAAAUUGUACAGAGAGUGAAUAAUAAUCUUGUUUUGUCUAAUGAAUUACCAAUACAGUGUAUAGGAAUAAUCAACUGGAAUGAAAUAGUAUGGGGGCCAGGUGACUUUUCUGACUAUUUGCGCACUUUGGACAGUGACCUUCACCAUCUCUUCAUAUCACAACAAUCAAACAGAUCCAAGCAGCAGGAAUAUCAUACCAUGAACGAUGUUGAAGACCUUCUUUCUCAAGAGAAUGAUGGUCUUUCUGACAAAGAGAUAAGGUUGCCACGUGUACUGGUUGUUUACGGUGGGAAACUGCAUGCACUGAGAAAAGUUAUGAGUGCCCUGUUAUCAUCAACACCGGUUGUUGUCAUUAAGAACAGUGGAGGCGUAGCAGAUAUAUUAUGUCAGAUGAAAAGCCAAGGAGACGAAUCCAGAGUAGAGAAAUAUAUACGAUUCUUUGAAGAACAAGAUGCUUCAGAUGCUUACCAAAUAAUCGAGAAAUUAAAAAAGAAGCGAAAGUUUAUUGACAGUGUAUUGGUGACCGAAGUGGAAGAGUUCGGUUCGAACGUAUUCAGGGCGGCAUUUAUAGAAGAGUUCAAAGAAGGAAAGAAUGUUUUCACAACAAGAAUGUGUGAAAAUGUCUUAAGAUCAGGAAGCCAUAUACUUCUUAGCAUUUUGAAGCAUCCUGAUUUGUUCAAACACAUGGAUGGAAAACUGACAAAACGAAUGCUUCUCUUCCUUUAUAACCAUAUUCCAAGAGGGGCACAGAUCCUGAGUUCAUUGAAGCCAGGUGUUGGUAUAGAAACAUGCAACGAGGAGAUGCACCAACUACAGGAUAUAGCCAUGAUUCUGAAGAACCAGCUGCAAAUUAAAAAGAAUUAUUAUAAACUGCCGGUUGAGGACAAAAUGACAUACCGAGAUUUAUUCGUGUGGUAUUUGCUGACGGAACAAACACAGGUGGCUGUUCACGUGUGGAUGCAAUCCAAUGUUUUGCCGAUUUGGGAUGCAUUAUUGUGCAGUUUUAUUUUGGAUGGCAUGGAACAUAUCAUUUAUGGACAGAAAACCAUAUCACGUUUCAAACAAGCAUCAAGAGAGUACGUUAAUCACGCUACAAGUAUUCUUCAUGAAUGCUACAUCAGCGAAACAUAUCCUGACGCCAAAGACAUCGUCGAGCACGUUCUGAUAGAAAAACCAUAUGAAAUCUUUCAAAAGGCAUACAAUCGGAAAAAGGCCGUUUUUCUCCGUCACAAAUCUGUCCAAGAUAUACUACGUAGACGUUGGUAUGGAAAAGUGUUCUAUGACAACCAAAUGUUUGAGGUGAUGAAGAUUGUACAAGCUGUCCUUUCCCUGAUAUUUCUUCCAUUUGGAUUACUCUUGUUACCAUUUUUAUCACUUUUCAGCGAAAAAAAUACGCAGCAAAUAAUGGACAGAUACAACACGGCAUUCAUUAAAUGUUUCUAUUUUAAUGCAUCUUACACAGCAUUUAUGUGUGCUCUGACUGUGACCGUUUCAACACGAGUCUCGAUUCCUUUUUCAUGGGCCGACUUGAUGUUGUUAGUUUGGUCUGCCUGUUUUGCUCUGGAUGAAGGAAGACAGAUUGUUGCAGCAGAAGGCACGGGGAUGAUAGAAAAAUUUCGAAACUACAUAAGCUGGCGAAAUACGGUGGACCUUGCUAACAUAAUCCUGUUUUUCGUUGGCAUGACUUUUAAAUAUUUCAGUGCCAGCAGUGUGGCUCGAUUCAUCUUAGUUGUCAAUCUUUUAUUGUUCUUUCUGCGAAUUCUGGAUUUGACUUCGAUAUCACAAAGACUUGGUGUUACAUAUGUAGUAAUAAAAGCUCUGAUUGUGAAAGACCUGAUUCCCUUUCUUUUUAUCGUUUUCAUUGUCUCUGUUGCAUUUGGAUUAGCGGAUCUAGCCCUUCUUAAUAAAAAUAUACAAUUGAGUUGGACCCUAGCUGAACAUGCUAUCAUGAAACAAUAUUGGAUUUUACACGGUGACAACAGUGUUGACGACUUUGAUAUUGAGAGUAGUACAAUAUCCGUCCGACUGGUGCCGUAUCUUCGAGGACUGUCAGCGCUGCUUCUCUUUGUACUCCUUUUCAACAUCCUCAUUGCAAUAUUCACAGAACGAUACCAAAAUAUAAUCACACAAAGCCAGAUGCACUGGUUAAACAACUUCAAGGAACUUAUUGCUGAUUAUGAUGAGAAACCAAUAUUCCCCCCUCCUUUUGUAAUGUUUUACGCGAUACACGUGAUGCUCUUCACUUUCCUUUGGUUUGUUACUAUUCCACUACAAGCCUGUUCAAAUCCCAUUCACAAGUAUUCCUCAGCGAUUUCAAAGAUAUUUUGUGAAUGCAAACAUAGAAGACUAAAGCGAGGUCUGAAAUAUUUUGUGAAGUUUUAUCUGUCAUCUGCUGUGAAGCACAGAUCAGGAUUUACUGCGGAGAGGGUACACGUGGUUCUCACAAACGUGAAGAAAAAUUACAUCCAAAGGUUGAUGAAAUCGGAAUUGACAACAGAAUACUGAAGAAGAUUCAAAAAGUCUUACAGGAACACCUCUUGUUUCUACACUCUUGUUCGUCAAAGUUAUAGCAGGAGGACAGAAACCCAUUACAUCGGUCUCCAAGAAGGGGGAAAGUCACGAACCAGGACAUUUCUCUUCUGCAUCUUGUUCCAUUACUGCUCGCUAAAUAGCCAUCUUUACAGGAGCAGAAUCCGGCGACACAAGCUGUGUUGGGUCCUAAACAUUGUUUGUCCGAUGUGCAUUUCCAACCAAGAUACCGUACUGAAAAAAUUUAUCAUAAGAAAGAUUUGCAAAAACUAAUGUGUGCUUUCUGAUUUGUGUAGUACUAAAUUUUUGAAAUAUAUCUUCGAAUUGUAUGGUUUAAAACAAUUGUAAUAACGACAUUAAAGGAUAACAUUUUAUUCUCAAAUGAUUCAAAUUAUAGAAUUCCUAGUACAUAGUUUGUUUAUACUGAUAUAUAUGUUUCUUAUAUGCAUUUCUUAGUGCAUUGUGCCAUCAGGUUAUAUCAUGUAUUCAUCAUGUAUUCA